This is a messenger RNA of Girardinichthys multiradiatus, 2734 nucleotides long. RefSeq names its product CD226 molecule (gene cd226). Gene Ontology annotation, biological process: positive regulation of type II interferon production; positive regulation of mast cell activation; cytokine production. Gene Ontology annotation, cellular component: external side of plasma membrane. Bases 445 to 1602 code for a protein of 385 amino acids. The transcript has 6 exons. NCBI's taxonomy places the organism in Eukaryota, Metazoa, Chordata, Actinopteri, Cyprinodontiformes, Goodeidae. The record is from RefSeq and is a predicted model, not a curated record.
UGUUACCUAUCAGAUAUGUCAUUUAGAUAUUAAAGUGACUUCAGCAUUUUUUUUUUCCUUGCGCAAUGUCAUUUUUCACAACCAGGCUAUGUGUGCAUUUAAACUCAUCUGUUGUGGUUACAGCGGUGUGUGGCAGCUUGUUAACCGAAAAACAUUUUCACAUGAAGAAACCCAACAUUUAGAGGAAACACAAACAAUUAUAGCAGUAAAUGUGAGACAUCUGGUCAUGCCAGUUCUAUCUUUUUUUUUUUAUGUUUAUUGUAUAUAAAAACAGUUUUCAGUCUUGAUUUCCAUGUAGGAAAACUUUAUUAUAAACCCCAACAUGCAUGAUGAGGUCGUAAGUUUGCCAUCCAUCCCCAAUCCCAGUGAUAAAGAGCCCUUCUGUGUGGAGUGGGACACCAUGAAUUGUCCCCCUGUAGCUUAAGUGCUUCUUCGCAGCCAGAGAUGGAGCAGGAAGUGCAGCUUGGGCGUCUCUGCACUCGUCUCAUCAAUGCAGCUUUCAUUCUCCCUCGGUGGGGCAAGAUGGAGGCUGUACAAAAGGACUACUGGUACUUCGUGGUACUCCUCUUUCUCCCUUUUCUUAAAGUUGCUGUCCAGCAGACAGAUGUCGAAAUAGUGCGGCUGGAGGAAGGGAUGACGCUGCACUGUUUGUGUCCCUGGGAUGGCCAGCUCAGCAUGGUGUCGUGGACCAAAUUGCCAGACAAAAAUCCCAUUGCAGUGUUUCAUCCAGAGUUUGGAGUCUCCUUCUCUUAUCCGUACCGAGAGAGAAUAGAGUUCCUGAAGACAACAACUAUGGAUGGAAGCAUAUCCAUGAAGAACGUCACACAUCAGGAUAUUGGGCUCUAUCACUGUUCUGUCCAGACUUUCCCUCAGGGACCCUGGACCAGGAACAUUCAGGUGGAGGAUUUAGAUGAGCCACCAGAAGAUAACAACAGCACAGAGCCCUCUUCCCUAGAGGACAUCAUGGUAGACACGGAGCUUGUGGCCGAGCAGAGCAACAACCUGACCAUCAGUUGCAAGCACCCACACAACGGAACCAUCGACCAGGUCAUUUUGGAGAAGAUGCUGGACGGCCAUCCCUGGGUCAUCAUCGGCAUCUGUAAAAAGGUGGAAGGGGGUCUUGUGGGCGAGGACUACAGCGACAGGGGCAGAGUGAACUGUGCCGACAGCCUGGAUCUCAGUCUGCACCUGACUGAUGUCUCACCAGAAGACAGCGGUUUCUAUCGCUGCACCUUUAAUACAGAUGUUGGAGUGCAGACCACCGUUGUGCAGCUCAAAGUAGCACCUCCAGGUGGAGUGAGUCUCUCCCUAUACAUGAUGUAUAUUUACAUCGGAGCUGGAGCUGCUGGAUUUGUUCUAUUAACAUCCUUCCUCAUACUUGCAAUGAGGCUCAGGAAGAAAACCCAAAGGGAGCAGUACCGAGUCAAACUGCACCCCACUCAGAGACAGCCGAACAUCUAUGAAAACGUCCCUCUGUGUCCCAGCAUUGUGAAGAAGUCCAGGAAGACUAAAAGCAUCCCGAUCUAUGCCAACCUGCCGGCCAGGCGCUCGCUCCAAACCACACACCAACUUCAGGAUAAAAAAAGAAAAGGCAUGCUGUAACUCCGUCGCUUUCUCACAUCUGUCAGCAUGCUCUCAGCUAUUCACACCCUAUUCACUGUACAUCAGAGCGUGGAUAAAUAAAUGUCAGCAAGCGCAGACUGUAAUUAUCAAUUUGAGUUUUUAAUCAGAUGCAGGGAUCACACCGCCACUGUUUAAUAUUCACACGGCGGCUUGAAAUGAGUUAACAAGCCGGUGCUCAUCUUGGAGUCAGAAAGCUGACAGGGGCUGUUUGGGACCAGCCUUGCUUCCCCCUAAUUAAAUGUACUAUGUAAUUAUUGUUGAGGGGAUGUUUGCUUUUUCGACAAAACAAUAUUUGACAGUAACCAUCAUGCAGAGGAGAAAGACAAAAGCCGGUAUAAUCAUUCUUUUCUCUUCUCUAACCCCCUCCAAGUAAAACGAUUGACAAAAGCCUGUGUAAUUGCCCUCUUUUCACUUUCAUCCCUCCUGGUUUCCAUUCAAAGCUUGACAAUAGUGUCUAAUCAUCUAACGGAGAAGAAAAGCAGUCACUCAGCAAUGUACCACCACUUGAGACUGCUUGUUUUCCCCCCAACAGGCUUUCUGACUGCAUUCUAGUUGCAGCACGUCCUCAGCGUGAAAGCUGAACUCUAAUUAGUAAAACCUGGGCUGCAGUUUAUACCUCCUUUUACUCUCUCUGACUGCUUUUUGAUGAAUAUCUGUGAUCAUUUUUUUCCUCCUUUGGUUUAAGAAAUGUAAAAAAAGAUGAACUGUCAAAUGUUUUUUUCCCCCUUUGAUAUUUAUUCUUUUUGUUUUUCCUGAGUUUGAAUUUGUAAAUCAAUAUUUGCAGUUUAUGGCAGCUGCUGUAAAAUUAAACUCUGUGCUGUUUGUGUAAUUUAAUUCAUUUAUCUCCAUAGAAAUGGAGGCAGUGGCAGAGGGAGUAAUGGACAAGCGGGCUAUUCCGCUAGGAAACAAGACAAAUGUGGAACAUAAAGGGACAUUAUAGUUUUGGGUUCGUGAGUUUUAUUUUUUUUUUGUUGUUUCCCCUUUGCACUGUUCCUGAAGAAACUGUGCACAUGUGCAUUUUACUGUGAUACUUGAGAUUUUCUGUUUUUAACGAGCUGUGUUGAAACUAAGAGUUAUGACUGUUAAAGACAGAAAUAAAACAAUAUCUAUA